AUGGAACUGGCUCCUACCUCUUUCUAUGGUUCUUGGAAGAGAUACUGGAGAAGAAAGCGAUACCAGCGACUUGACGGGGCAAUCACAGCCCGGAAGAACAUGAAGGUAGCAAGAUUUGGAGGUAGCCCACGAAGGGUAUGGAAGAUAAAAGCAGUGCCCAGGUUGAGAAUUUUAAAGAAUAUUGCAUCACCAUUUAAGCUAUUGAGAAAGCUCAAGAAUGCUUAUGUCAACAUGAUGCUUAGUUUGGCUGGGAACGUCGAUGGAACAAAUGUUUUUGGAAACAAGAGGGUUCCAAGAGGCAGGCAGGUUAAAGCUAUUUAUCCUAGUGAAGCAUUUGAGAAACGGUUGAUUUAUGAGAUUUAUAAGAAUCUGCUUGCAACUCGAGAAUUAUCUACCAUGUAG
Dovyalis caffra is the source of this 402-nucleotide messenger RNA. The record is from the annotation of a GenBank genome assembly. NCBI's taxonomy places the organism in Eukaryota, Viridiplantae, Streptophyta, Magnoliopsida, Malpighiales, Salicaceae.